Molecule: messenger RNA, 4364 nt
Organism: Xyrichtys novacula (pearly razorfish)
Lineage: Eukaryota; Metazoa; Chordata; Actinopteri; Labriformes; Labridae
Source: the annotation of a GenBank genome assembly
UUCAGCAGGAAGGCGCCAGGUAAAGACAUCAAACUUCAUCUUUAUGCUUCUCAGCUCAUAAAGCUUCCUGUUGCUCUUCUGAGUUGGUUGAUUUGUAAACCACAGAAAUCUCACUUGAUCUAUGUCUCUCUUUGGCAGUGUGUUGUGCAAAGAUGCUUUCUUGAUGUAAGCUGCAUUAGCAGUUUCUUGCAGCUGAGAUUUUAUCAAGAUGCUCAUCUAAUGAGGAGUCAUGAAAAAAAAUCAUGAGUGCUUGCAACUUGCACGAAAUGAUGUAUCAAACACAGUAUAAGCUUUUUUUUUUUUGCUCAUUUCCCCCAUCACAGCAAGGUGGAUGAAAUGUCUGUAAGCUACUAUUAUUUAGUAAAGCUGAACUUUGCAGAUAGUUUGGGUUGCAAUACAACACCUGUCAAGCUUGAUAUUUUGUGCAUUUUUCAAAGUAAGAUUUUCUUCUUAGUUCGUUGAAUUCUGCUGCAUAGUUAGUUUGUACCACAGAGGUUUUGCAAAGUGCUGACUGAGUCAGUACGUGCUCUGUUCAGCAGUUGCUUUCUAUGCUAUGUAGCUUCACAGAAAUGUUCUCACUGCAGCCAGUUCUCUCAUUGAUCAGUUUAUGGAGGCUUUUAAAAAACAUAAUUCAGGGGUCACAAAGCACAGCUCUGACAGAAUAAAUGUGGAAUGAAAUGAGAUUUUUACAGUGACGUUUAAGGGGGAGGCUUUGGCUCAGUGUUCAGUCAUCUCUCAAUCGGCACAUUAAGGUUCAAUUUCAGGUCCUGCCAUACACAAGCGUCCUAGGGCAGGACACUUAAACCAAUAGCUGUGCCAGCAGUGAGUAAAUGGGAUUUCUUUAUGGUGAUAGAUGCCGUACAUAGCAGCAUCUCUGUAGUGGCCAGAGGACAACAGAAAGUCCCAUAAAUACAUGAAAUGCAUUACCACUUCCAUUUGAAUUGGUCUCUGUGACCUUUAAGAGGUAUUGUGGGUAAACUAAGCAGUGUGUUGCAACAUAGAAAGAAAUAUAUUUUAAACUUGUUCCAAGAAAUUGUAACUCUUGACUUCGGCUGAAGAAGAUGGAUAUCAUGCUGAUGAAUCAGGUCAAAAGCCACAUCAUUUACAUAAGCAACAGUCCCUCCUCUCUAACACAAGUGAGUACUAUAAAAACUCUGUGUGCCAGGGAUGUAAACCACUGCUGCUCAGUAAUGAUCCACCAUGACUCCCAACUGUAAACUGGCACUGCUGAUACUUGCUCUAACUCUUGAUGGACAAGGUGAGAUCGGAUUUUAUUGCAUGAUAAACUGCAGAGUUUUACACUCUCCGUUUUUGACAUUAGAUAAAAAAGUGUUCAAGAGUGGAUCAAAUAGUGAUUGAGUUUGAUGCAUUUUCUCCUUCAGUUCAUACAGGGAAGAUCAUCCAUGGGAACAAGGUUGCUCCUCACCAAAGGCCCUACAUGGUGUUUGUGGAAAACCACAAGCAUGGUCAAAGUAAAACAUCCUGCAGUGGCUUUCUUCUGGACGAGAGUUUCGUGAUGACUGCCGCACAUUGCCACGCUCAGUAUGUCCAACAUUGUUCAAACCAACCUUUGACUAAUAUGCUCAUGCUUAAUGACACGAAUAAUUACAAAUCAAAACGUAUUUUAGAACAUUUUUAUAAUCAUAAUAGUCUGAAAAAGGUUUGUUUUGACAUUUUUUAAUUUAAUUUAAUUUUAAUUGUCAUUCCAGCUCUCACACAGUCAUAAUGGGAUCUCACAGGAUCAGUGAAAAUGCAGAAGUCAUGAAUGUGGAAAAGGCUUUUCCACAUCCAGGCUUCAAUAUAACUGACUGCAGUGAUGACUUGCUGCUACUUAAGGUAAACGCGUGUGUGUGCUUAGAUGUUUGAAUUUAACAGCAACUGUGGUUUUUAGCUUUACUUUGUUUUUUUAGGUCAUACUUUUCUUAGUUUUAUUUCAUCAAAGUCCUGAUAUUGAAUGUUUUUUCUUUUUAAGAUCAGAUGAUAAGAUAUAGGCAACACAAGUAUUCUUUUUGUGUUUUAUAUCUUGUCAGAAAAACCAUCCACCCCUUUCCCUGUAAGAUCAUGUCUGGACGUAAACUAAACAUAGACAUGUAGAAAACUGGGGAUGGACUGUUUAUGACGGAAAAUGUUUGAUCCACCCCCUACUCAGGUGGUUUAGCCCACCUGCCGACUUUUAAGUACACUUUGAAGAACAUUAGUAUUCUAAGUCUCGCUUACCUCUGCUUCUCUACACCUCAGAGGGAAAUCAUGCUGGGAAUCAUGGGAGUAUUACUGUUGACACUAAAUCUGGUACUGCAUGUUACUGUAUACUAACAUACUCAAUUCAGACUGAUAACUCUAAAUAUCUGUGCCAGCUGUGGGACUUGUGUUAUAAACACACUCAUGCAGGCCGUUUUUUAUGUCACAUUGGCAUGGUUCUGAUGUGAGCCAUUUGGACCAGAAGCCAGGACUAGUCCUUUAAGGGGAUUUUUAAACACUUUUUUCACUCUGAUUAGCCUGUACCUUGUGCCAUCUCAAGAUGAUAACGACCUCUCCAAACUUGGAAAUGUUUGGUCUUGGGAGUCCAAAAAAAACCUUUUUAAAAAAUGCUUUUAGCUUGAUAAAGUAAAUCCAGAAAUAAAGCUGUUACUUUUGCAUUUUACAUCAUGUGAGUAUGAAAUAUACCAGAAAACACAUGGGAAAUAAUAACAUAAGACUGAUGCUUGUUACCUCUAAAUUUAAAUUAAUCAUCCACAAAAUUCAUAAAAAGGCAAAAAAAAAAACAAAAAAAAAAGUUAACUUGAUAAAAUAUCCUCAGAAAUGUUUUUUUAAAUGUAUUUCAUGAUCAGGAUCACUGCUUCAUUAGCGUUUAAAAAACUCACCAAACUAUGAGCUUCAGUUUAAGGGCUUAAUGACUUUUGGUGAUGUGCUCUUAUGAACCUGUUUUUACAAAUAUACAUGGUCUUUCCUCAUUGAUUUAUAUCUUCAAAUAGUCAAAAAAGGCAUGCUAACUUUUAGUGAACCUCAUAGGUGUAAAUGUUUUGUGGCAUUUUGAUUAUUCUUGAGAGCACAAGAAUCAGAGUAAAAGGCAUCAUAAAAGAAGGUGAAGUAUAUAUAUAUAUAUAUAUAUAUAUAUAUAUAUAUAUAUAUAUAUAUAUAUAUAUAUAUAUAUAUAUAUAUAUAUAUAUGACCUUCAUUUUAUUACUUUCCACUAUGUUUUAGGAUACUCUCUAUUUAGACUUGUGUGAUGUAAAACACCAUAGAAACAACUUUAUCUCUAGAUUUAUUUUAUCAUGCCAAAAGCAUUUUUCAAAAAGGGUUUUUUUUUGGAUGCCCAAGACCAAACACUCCCGAGGUUGGAGAGGUCAUUAACAUGUUGAGAUGGGCAAACUAGAACCAUGAUGAAAAAAAGAGAGCAAAAAUCACCAUAAAGACUAGUUCUGGCUUCCAGCCCAAAUGGCUCAUAUCAGAACCAUGCUAAUGUUCUCCAAAAUAAUCAGUGUCUUGUUGCUGAUUAUGUCUGAACUCUCACUUGUAAGAUGCCUUCACUUCAGAUGAAUGUUUGAAUCGUUCUGAUGAGUUUCUAUCUCUUCAUGUUUUUUAGCUGAGCUGCAAGGCGACUUUCAGCAAAAAUGUGGGACCUAUUGAUCUGGCAACUGACAACGGAGGCUCUCUGCCACAGUCGUGCUCAGUCUCAGGCUGGGGAAGUACAAGCCAGAACAAUGGAUAUGCGUCCAGGGUUCUCAUGGAAGCCAAUGUCACAAUCAUUGAAAGUGAUAAGUGUCAGAAGGCCAAGUCUUACUGCUCUGAGGGAGAAACUGGACCGGCUAGUGUAUGUAGAUUUUUAAGACAUAAAAAGACAAACUAAAAAUACGUCAUCAAUGAUUCCUCUCACUGACAGAGCACUCCUUAAAUUCUGUGUAUUUUCAGGGAGAUUCUGGGGGUCCGCUGGUCUGUGAGGAUGGGAAGGCGUACGGGGUGGUGUCCUCCACUAAAACAACUACAGACGGUCAGCUGAUCAAAAGUUAUGUCAAGAUUUCUGACUACAGGAGCUGGAUUGACAUGAUCAUGAAUAAUACUGGAAAGCCCUAAUAAGUCAUUGAUGCUGUCACAAUAUUCAAGUCAUUUCAGUUUUCCUGAACAGAAGAGCCAAACACAGUGGCUGUUUUUAUUGAAACGAGAAAGACAGAUGUACAUCAGGCAUUACAGAAAUUAAAUAAAGAAAUCUUAACUUCUUUUUUUAUCCGUUAUGUAAUUCUUAAAAAUUAGCUAUCAAUUUCUCUUUUUAUUUAAAAAAAAAAAGAAAGAAAGAAAAGAAAAAGAGCAGGCGUUCAUGGUUGCUCUAAUCAUGUUCUCUCAUAUUGAAUAAACUCAAGAAAAAGACA